This is a messenger RNA of Neltuma alba, 2394 nucleotides long. RefSeq names its product mechanosensitive ion channel protein 10. Gene Ontology annotation, molecular function: mechanosensitive monoatomic ion channel activity. The transcript has 5 exons. Gene Ontology annotation, biological process: transmembrane transport; detection of mechanical stimulus; monoatomic anion transport. Bases 71 to 2203 code for a protein of 710 amino acids. The record is from RefSeq and is a predicted model, not a curated record. Gene Ontology annotation, cellular component: plasma membrane. Lineage: Eukaryota; Viridiplantae; Streptophyta; Magnoliopsida; Fabales; Fabaceae.
GCUCACCACCCCUGUAACUCCAUUACUAUUUUCCGAUCUCUCUCUCUCUCUCUCUCUCUGAGAUCCUUCCAUGGAUAAUAAACCAAAGUCCGAUCAGGUCGUUCUCUUCAUCGACCACCUCAACGCUAGCCCUCCUUCCGUGGAAACUCACCACAGCAACAAUAACAACGACACCAUCAUCACCAACAGCAAGCCAGAGCUCACUUCUAGAGUUAAGACCUUCAAUCGCCUCAGCUUUUCCAAACCCAAAUCUCGCAUCCAAGAAUAUGACCACCCACUCUACGCUAACUUCACUGUCCCCGAAGAAGCCCAUGACGACGCCGCCCGGUAUUCUUCCACCGACGACGAAUGGGAUGACGACGACGACGAUGAUGAAGAAGAAGAUGAGGUCGGGGAGGACGGCCGCCCCAGGUCACACAAGAAAACCAAACGUCGUCGUCGGAAGAUUCAAUGGAAGCGCGUGCUGGAAUGGGCCUUGUUCCUCAUCAUAUUAACCAGCUUGGUCUCUAGCACCACCAUUGCUUCCAUUAAGACGAAGCAUUUGUGGGGUUUGGAGAUUUGGAAAUGGUGCUUGAUGGGGAUGGUCACGUUCAGUGGAAGGUUAGUCUCCGGCUGGCUCGUGGCCGUCUCCGUGUUCAUCAUAGAACGGAACUUCAUGCUCAGAGAAAAGGUGUUAUACUUCAUCUACGGUCUCAGAAAAAGCAUCAGAAACUGCAUAUGGCUUGGCCUCGUGUUAUUCUCGUACUGGACCGUCGUCUUCGACAACAUCCAGAAAAAAAACCACAAGUUCCUCAACAAGGUGUUCCAGGCUCUGGUGGCCGUCCUCCUCGGAGCCGUAAUCUGGCUCGUGAAGAUCGUCCUGGUGAAACUUCUAGCCUCGUCGUUCCACGUCACGACCUACUUCGACAGAAUGAAAGAGAGCGUGUUCCAUCAUUACAUACUGGACACGCUCUCGGGGCCGCCAUUGGAGGAGAUCGAGGGAACGACGUCGCAGCAUCUGACGGGGUCCAAGUCAAUGCCGGCGAACUGGAAGGAAAGGAACAAGGCGAUGAAGGAGGCAAAGAACUUGUACAAGUCGAAGAAGUUUGGGUCGAGGAAGAUAGAUAUGGAGAAGCUGAGAGAACUAAGUAUGGAGAGCACGGCGUCGGUGUGGAGCGUGAAAAGGCUGGUCAACUACGUGAGGUCGUCAGGGCUGUCCACGAUUUCCCGGACCGUCGACGAUUUCGGGAACUCCGAGUCGGAAAUCUGCAGCGAGUGGGAAGCUAGGAAUUGUGCCCAGAGGAUUUUCAAGAACGUUGCUAAACCUGGUGCCAAGUAUAUUGAAGAGGAGGAUCUCAUGAGAUUUUUGAAGAGAGUUGAGGUUCAUACUAUAUUCCCGCUCUUCGAAGGCGCCCUUGAAACUGGAAAGAUCUCCAGGUCCUCCUUUAGAAAUUGGGUGAUUCGAGCUUACUAUGAAAGAAAGACUCUGGCACAAUCACUGAACGACACCAAAACAGCAGUUCAACAGCUUCACAAACUAGCAAGUUCCAUAGUGAUAGUUGUAACGAUCAUAGUGUUCCUUUUGGUGAUGGAGCUGGCUACCCUCAAAGUAAUACUUUUCUUCAUCACACAAAUAGUUCUGGUUGGGGUUGCCUUCCAAGGCACUUGCAAAACUGUGCUGGAGGCCAUCAUCUUCGUCUUCAUCAUGCACCCUUUUGACAUUGGAGAUCGCUGUGUCAUUGACGAUGUUCACAUGAUUGUGGAGGAGAUGAAUAUCUUGACGACUGUGUUUCUUCGAUACGACAAUGAGAAAAUCUACUACCCCAACGCAGUUUUGCUCAGCAAGCCCAUAAGCAAUUUCUAUAGGAGUCCAGAAAUGUGGGAUUCUGUUGAUUUCGUUAUUGACGUUUCAACACCUAUGGAGACCAUCAUUUCUCUCAAGAAAUCAAUUCAAACGUACAUAGAGAGCAAGCCGAAGUACUGGAAUCCAAAGCACGCGGUGAUAGCGAAAGAGAUAGAGAAUGUGGAUAAGCUGAAACUGUGUCUUUGUGUUCAGCACACGAUCAACCAUCAGAACUAUGGGGAGAGAAACAAUCGGAUGACAGAGCUUUUGUUGGAGCUGAAGAAGAUAUUUGAGGUGCAUGAAGUUAAGUACAAUCUUCUUCCUCAGGAGGUUCACAUCACCAAGAUGAACAGUACCCAAAGUGGGAGGCCUGUGUUGUAAUAAUAAUCACAACAUGCUGCCGCUGCGAAACCAAAACGCUUACCGAUGGCUCAUAAGUUUUAAUUUGGUCUCUGAGAUAUCUUUUGCUCGAUCUGAAUAUUCAAAUUAAGUUCUCUGCUUCGUGACUGUGUGAUAAGUUGCUAAAGUAUAUUCGCAAGUACUGCCUCUAGCCCUUAAUACUAUUGCGUCUU